AUGGCCCCUCGCGACCUGCCGCCCCUAACCGCGGCCCCGUCGCCUCUAGCCUCGGCCCCUCGCAACCUGUCGCCCCUAGCCGCGGCCCCGGUGCCCUGUCGCAUCAUGGAGGGAUUGUGGAGCAGCAGUGGGGGGGAGGGGAUCUGCAGCACCAGCCCCCCCCACCCCCCCCUUCUCCUACCUCCCCCUGCUGCGGGUGCAGCAGUGGGGGGGAGGGGAUCUGCAGCACCAACCCCCCCCGUCCCCCCCCUUUUCCUUCAUCCCUGGGAGGUGACGGAUAGUGGAGCAGCAGUGGGGGAGAGGGGAUUUGCAGCAUCAGCCCCCCCCCCCGCCCCCCCUUCUCCUCUCUCUCUCUCCCUGCCGCACCUUGUGUUGGGAGGGGGGGAGGAGCUUGGAUGUUAA
Closterium sp. Naga37s-1 is the source of this 402-nucleotide messenger RNA. The record is from the annotation of a GenBank genome assembly. NCBI's taxonomy places the organism in Eukaryota, Viridiplantae, Streptophyta, Zygnematophyceae, Desmidiales, Closteriaceae.